This is a messenger RNA of Bemisia tabaci, 1335 nucleotides long. The record is from RefSeq and is a predicted model, not a curated record. Lineage: Eukaryota; Metazoa; Arthropoda; Insecta; Hemiptera; Aleyrodidae.
CAGAAAUUUGAAGGUUUUUCGGUGAAACUCGUUUGCCGCAUCUCGGCAGGGAGGGUCGUCUCUGAUCGUAGCUGAUUUGUUUGUGGUUAUGUUUUGCCAGUUCUGCAUUGGGUAUGGUUAGUAUUUAGCGAAACAGUACGUUCUAUUUCCGAAUCCUUUUGAUUUUCCUUCACUCUUGCGUCAGAAUAAUGAACAAGUGAGUCGCCGCAUUUGUGUUCGGUGCAGUCGUAUUCUAUUAUUUUUAUGUUUGUGAACCUCUACGUACCGUUUUCUUCCAUGUAUCCAGCAAUGUAAUUUUCGAUUUUCCCGACGCUUUUGACCAUGACGAAUUCAUGAAUUCAAGUAUGUACAUCCUCAGUUUAGUAGAAAGCGACUUCAAAACGUUUUAAAAAGGUUACAGGAGUUUCCUCGUUAAUUUCUUGUUGCUCAAUGUGGAGCCUUCAUUACUUUUACUGGAAUGUGAAAUAUUGAGUUAACAUGUCCUUCCUCAAAGGUUCUUUGAACUAUGUUUGGUGCACCACUAGUGUUUUAGGGAAAGGCGCCACAGGUGCUGUGUACCAAGGUGUCAACAAACACAAUGGUGAGCCUGUUGCUGUGAAAACAUUCAACCAGCUCAGUCACAUGAGACCUCAAGAUGUUCAGAUGCGAGAGUUUGAAGUGUUGAAGAAAGUGAAGCAUGAAAACAUUGUCAAACUGCUGGCGAUCGAAGAAGAACAGUCGGACCAUAAAGGCAAGGUCAUUGUUAUGGAGUUAUGUACAGGUGGUAGCUUAUUUAAUAUCCUAGAUGACCCUGAAAACACUUAUGGUCUUCAAGAAGAGGAAUUUCUGUUAGUCUUGGAGCACUUGACUGCAGGGAUGAAACAUCUGCGAGACAAUAACCUUGUCCACAGGGAUCUCAAGCCUGGAAAUAUCAUGAAAUUUAUCUGUGAUGAUGGCAGAACUGUGUAUAAGCUUACUGAUUUUGGAGCAGCUAGAGAAUUGGAAGAGGAUCAGCAAUUUAUGUCCCUCUAUGGCACUGAGGAAUAUCUGCAUCCGGAUAUGUAUGAAAGAGCAGUUUUGCGGAAACCGGUUGGGAAAACAUUUGGGGCCACUGUUGAUCUCUGGUCUAUCGGUGUCACGCUCUACCAUGUUGCAACAGGAAAUCUGCCUUUCCGACCUUUCGGAGGAAGGAGGAAUAAGGAGACCAUGUACUACAUCACAACUAAGAAAGCUUCUGGUGUCAUAUCAGGUACACAAACAACAGAAAAAGGAUCAAUUGAUUGGAGUCGGGAGUUACCAGAAAAUUGUCAGCUCAGUUAUGGACUCAAGAAACUAGUCACACCAGUAUUAGCAGGU